CACACAAUUCAUCAUCUCCAGAACUAAUUUUAUAAAAACGGCAAAAAAUGGCAUCCGAGAUUUCGAAGAAUCGCAAUUCCCCUUCUUCUUAUCAUCCUGACGGCAUUGCAGAAAGCGAAGCUGCUGCUAAGACGUCGUCAGUGACGAGCCAGCUUCAUCUGUCCAAGUCAUCCUCGGCUCUUGACAGAGACGUUGUCCUCAGCCGUCUUCGCCACCACAAGCGUCUGGAGACGGCUCGCAGAAAACUGCAGGCGGUGUUCGGAAAGCCUCCGCCGCCACCCUCCGCCGGGGAAUCGAGUGACACUUCGUCGGCCAAUGAAGAAAACAAGUGGCUGCAGUUGUGUGAUGUCUUCUGCUCCCCGUAACAUUCAUAGAUGGCGUGGUUAGUAGUUACUGGUUGGGAAAUGGGAUGAGGCCGGCAGGGUUGGAUGCUCAGAAUUUUUAGUGAUAAAAGAGUAUAAUUACUUUGGAAUAAUUAGAGAUAUCAACAAGUUGUAAAUAUUAUAAGCUGAAAUUGAUAAGAACAAUUUCUUUAGGAAUUAUAUAAAAAUAAUCUCUAUUUAGAUUGUUCACAAAAAUAAUCCAAACAAGCAAUAAUGUUCAUAACAAUAAAUUGGGGUGAAUUCAAAUUAGUACUCAUUUAAUUUAACACACUCCACUUUUGACUUCCUUAUUC
This is a messenger RNA of Cuscuta europaea, 676 nucleotides long. NCBI's taxonomy places the organism in Eukaryota, Viridiplantae, Streptophyta, Magnoliopsida, Solanales, Convolvulaceae. The record is from the annotation of a GenBank genome assembly.